UCUGGAGAAUAUUCCAUGACGUCAGCACCAUGGCGGCACAGCGGCAGAAGAAACUCUAGCUAGUGAAGAACUCAUCUACAGGAAAACGAAAAAGAUUUUUGAAGGGGACGUUUAGCAUCUCUUGGAUCGGAGUUUAUGUGUCCGUGUGUGUUAAACGAGCACGAAGUUUAGAGAUCGAAGGACGGGAGCAUAGACUACAGGGCACAGCCAUUUGUCCGCUGUGUUCUUGAGCGGGAAAGUUCACCUCCUUAGAUUCUCCGCAGUGGCAUUUGAGGACAGACGUGUGCCGCCAGGAUGUUGGUGCGACGAACCAUCGCAGGCCUGCUGCGACUCUCCAAUUUUGCUGCAGCAAACAGGGCUCACAGGAUCAACCAACUAAAACAAGGUAUCUUUCGCUCCUCUUCCUCGGCAGCAGCGCAGGGCAGUUCCUCAGACGUGCCGCCCAGGUUUACAACAACGUCCAUCGAUGAGCUGCUGCCUCGCCUGAGAAAUUCAUCCCUUGUCAUUUUUGACAAGGAUGGUACUUUGAUAUGUUUCCAUUCCAUGUGGGCUCCAUGGAUACACCAGUUUGUAGAAAGAUUGGAGGCUGACACACAGAUGUCAUUAGGGGACAAAGUGUACCGUCUACUGGGGUUCGACACACAAACACAGCGAUUUGGACCAGGACUACUGGCUGAAGCAACAAUGUUCAUCAUCAAAGAACGGAUGGUAGAGCUGCUCAUGCAAGAAGGACUAGAGUCAGAAGAAGCUGUCAAGGUAGUGGAUAGGUGUUGGCAGAACUGUGAUGCCACCAAUGAAGCCAACCUGAAGUCCUUAGGAAAUCUUCCUGACCUGUUCAAGACCCUGAAGGACUGGGGUAUCAAGACUGCCAUCUGCACUGCAGACACCCGCGCAGGCACGCUGCCCGCACUCAAGAAACUGGGAGUGGACAAACUUGUAGACAAGAUUAUGUGCAGUGACGACCAUGGUAGCCAACCCAAACCCAACCCUCACAACGCCCUGCGGAUCUGCGAGGAGCUGAACGUGUCUCCGGAACGUGCCAUUAUGGUGGGGGACACCUCUGCCGAUACUGGCCUCGCCAAGAACGCAAAGCUGGGCACUGCCAUUGGUGUGUUGAGUGGUGUUGGCAGCCAUAAGGACCUGCAUGAAGCUGAUUACCUGUUAGACAGUGUAGAAAACAUCCUAACAAUAGCAGUCAAUGGGAAGUCCCCUCCUGGGGGUGGCUCCAAUGGUACAGGGGGUCCCCAGAAAAUUGGGCAGCGUCAGUACUCGACAACAACCUCAGGAAUGAAGGCAGGGGUACCGGAGUAUAGCUACGUGAUUAUUGGCGCUGGUUCAGCCGGAUGUGUGUUGACAAACCGUCUGUCUGAAAACUCUGACAACACUGUUUUGUUACUGGAAGCCGGCCCGAAGGAUUACACCUGGAAAAUCCACAUGCCAUCUGCCCUGAUGUAUAACCUGUGUGAUGAUAAGUACAACUGGUACUACCACACUGUACCUCAGAAACACAUGGACGACAGGAAGAUGUACUGGCCUCGCGGGCGCGUGUGGGGAGGAUCGUCCUCUCUCAAUGCCAUGGUGUACAUCCGUGGACACGCGCAGGACUACGAUCGCUGGGAGAGAGAGGGAGCGGCGGGGUGGUCAUACGUGGACUGCCUACCGUACUUUCGUAAAGCCCAAACGCAUGAGCUUGGUCCUGACAAUUACCGUGGCGGGGAUGGACCUCUCCAUGUUUCACGUGGCAAGAGCGAGAACCCUUUAAACCGAGCAUUCAUAGAAGCUGCACAACAGGCGGGUUAUCCAUAUACAGAUGAUAUGAAUGGUUAUCAGCAGGAGGGGUUUGGAGAUAUGGACAUGACGAUUCACAAUGGGAUUCGCUGGAGCACUGCUAAUGCGUACCUCCGGCCAGCGCUGAAACGGACUAACGUAACGACUGAAGUGAAGUGUGUGGUGACACGGGUUCUGUUUGAAGGCAACCGUGCAGUGGGAGUGGAAUAUCUACAGAAUGGAGAGACAAAACAGGUGCGAGCAGGUGAAGUCAUCCUGUCAGGCGGAGCCAUCAACUCCCCGCAGCUGUUGAAUCUGUCAGGGAUCGGUGAUGCUGACGACCUACAGAAACUGGGCAUUCCUGUUGUUCAGCAUCUACCAGGUGUUGGACAGAACCUUCAGGACCACCUGGAAGUGUACGUACAGCAGGCGUGCACCCAGCCGGUCACCCUGUACAGCUCCCUGUCCCCCCACCGCAUGUUGAUGAUCGGUAUCCAGUGGUUCACCAUGCAGACUGGGCUGGGGGCCACCAGUCAUCUGGAGGCCGGCGGGUUCAUCAGGAGCCGCCCUGGUGUGGAACAUCCCGACAUCCAGUACCACUUCCUACCUUCCACUGUCAACGAUCAUGGCAGGGUGGCAGGGACACAACAUGCUUACCAGGUCCAUGUAGGAUCAAUGCGCCCGACCAGUCGAGGGUAUCUAAAGCUGAAGUCUGCAGACCCCCAUACACACCCUCUGCUGGAGCCUAACUACAUGUCCACAGACCAGGAUGUGCUGGAGAUGAGGCUGAGCAUCAAACUCUCGCGGGAAAUCUUCGCCCAGAAAGCUUUUGACCCCUUCAGAGGCCCAGAGUUAGCUCCAGGAGAUGGGGUCCAGUCAGAUAAAGACAUCGAUGCUUUUGCACGGAGAAUGUCGGACAGCGCGUAUCACCCUUCCUGCACAUGCAAGAUGGGCGAGGAGACGGACAAGAUGGCGGUGGUGGACGCGGAGACGCGUGUGUUCGGGCUGGAGAACCUGCGCGUGGUGGAUGCCUCCAUCAUGCCGAGCAUCGUCAGCGGGAACCUGAACGCGCCCACGAUCAUGUUAUCGGAGAAGGCAGCUGAUAUCAUCAAGGGGGAACCCCCACUCCCCAAAUCAACUGCUCCUGUCUACCAACCCAAAACAUUAGAUACACAAAGGUAGAUAGCUGGGAUGUUGUAGGGGGUUGUCACACUUUUGUGUAUAUCAAGUCUGUAAGAGUUCAGUAUUGUCAUUUUUUGUGUGUGCUGGUUGAAGUUUGCAACCGAAGAAUCCGUUUUAUUUUCCAUUCAAUAACCAGCUGCACAACGGUUGGUCAAAGCAAAUAACAACUUCUUCCCUUCAGACUUCACAUGAGCCCCAAAGAUGUAAAUACAGAACUCACACGGACUUUAUAUAUGCACACCCCCCUUUCAGGAGGAAGGAAACAGUCUUUCAAGAUAUUUAGCAACCGAAGAGGGUCUAUUUUUCUGCUUCACAACAUUUUUUAGAAAUAAAAGAUAGCUAUGCUUUCUCAGGUCUGGGCAAUAAGCAUCCACUUCAGUGAAAAUUUUCCAGAUGAACUCGUGACAGAGAUUGUCAGUGAAACCUGGUUUGGUUAGAGACUACAUUGUUUCAGUGUAAUUAGUGUUUAAAAAAAUUGUACUUACUGUAACUGAAAUGACAUUUCUGUUCUUUAUUAGCACACAUGUACUUAGGGUAGAUUUUGUUUUGUAUGAAAAAUGUGGACUUGAUAUUUAAGUGGAAUACCAUAUUGCCAGUGCUGUAUGUAUGUUUCCCGUGAAGUCAACUGUAGGCAAUACAGGCAAACUGGGACAAAAAGUGGAUUCCAUUAUUGAUACAUGUACAGAAAUGUACAUGACUUUUGUUAUGACAGGAGCUGACUUUUCUGUUAGUUUAUUUUCUUGUUAGUUUAUGAGUAUAUGAGUUCAUUCAGUGUUUGUGUUUCAAAGUGCUUGUGUCACCAAUCACACUAAAAUACAAUGAUU
This is a messenger RNA of Branchiostoma floridae (Florida lancelet), 3773 nucleotides long. Its product is annotated as choline dehydrogenase, mitochondrial-like. The transcript has 11 exons. Bases 295 to 2949 code for a protein of 884 amino acids. NCBI's taxonomy places the organism in Eukaryota, Metazoa, Chordata, Leptocardii, Amphioxiformes, Branchiostomatidae. Gene Ontology annotation, cellular component: mitochondrial inner membrane. The record is from RefSeq and is a predicted model, not a curated record. Gene Ontology annotation, molecular function: choline dehydrogenase activity; flavin adenine dinucleotide binding.